Molecule: messenger RNA, 795 nt
Organism: Sarcophilus harrisii (Tasmanian devil)
Lineage: Eukaryota; Metazoa; Chordata; Mammalia; Dasyuromorphia; Dasyuridae
Product: transmembrane O-methyltransferase
Exons: 3
Coding region: 19-795 (258 amino acids)
Biological process (GO): catecholamine catabolic process; dopamine metabolic process; developmental process
Molecular function (GO): catechol O-methyltransferase activity
Source: RefSeq, a predicted model, not a curated record
CCCUGGAGGAGCAAAAUCAUGUCUCCUGCCAUUGCACUGGCCUUCCUGCCCCUGGUGGUGACCCUGCUGGCCCGAUACCGCCACUACUUCCGGCUGCUGGUCCGGGCUGUGUUACUUCGGGGGAUUCGUGACUGUUUGACGGGACUACGGCCUGAGGAACGUGCCUUUAGCUAUGUGCUGACCAAUGCCCUGCCUGGAGACCCUGGCCACAUCCUUGCCACCUUUGACCACUGGAGCAGCCGCUGUGAAUACCUGGCCCACCUGGGUCCUCUAAAAGGUCAGAUCCUGACACGCCUAAUUACACAACAUGCCCCAGAGUUGGUGCUAGAGUUGGGCACCCGCUGUGGCUAUGCUACCCUGCUCAUUGCUCAGGCCCUACCUCCGGGCAGUCGGGUCCUCACUAUUGAGAUGGACCCUCGGACGGCAACCGUGGCAGAAAAAGUCAUCCGCCUGGCCGGCUUUGAUGAGUGCAAGGUGGAGCUGAUCGUGGGGCGCUCUGAAGAAGUGAUCCCCCACCUAAAGACCCAAUAUAGACUACAUGGAGCUGGACUAGUGCUCCUAGGACAUCGGCCUCGCUGCUACCUACGGGACCUGCAACUCUUGGAAGCCCAAGCUCUGCUGCCUAUUGGUGCCACUGUACUGGCAGAUCACGUGCUGUUCCCAGGGGCACCACGCUUCCUGCAGUACGCCAAGGCCUGUGGUCGCUACCGCUGUCGCCUCCACCACACCGGACUCCAAUACUUCCCUUCCAUCCGUGAUGGUUUGGCCCAGCUCACUUACUUGGGGCCAGGCUGA